Molecule: messenger RNA, 2757 nt
Organism: Bathycoccus prasinos
Lineage: Eukaryota; Viridiplantae; Chlorophyta; Mamiellophyceae; Mamiellales; Bathycoccaceae
Product: ATP-binding cassette superfamily
Exons: 1
Coding region: 1-2757 (918 amino acids)
Cellular component (GO): membrane
Molecular function (GO): ATP hydrolysis activity; ABC-type transporter activity; ATP binding
Source: RefSeq, a predicted model, not a curated record
AUGUCCUCCUCCCAACGCGGACGAAGUCCUACGCAUCAUCACAGCAGCAGCAACACAAAUAACGCGUUAGAGUGGUGGGAUUUACGCGCUAAAGUCGAAAACAGCGCGACAUCGUCCACGGGGACCCCGAACGUCGUCUUGGACCAAAUCUCCGGUUCGCAGCGCGCGGGGCGGUUACUCGCCGUCCUCGGGCCGUCUGGGUCCGGGAAAACGACGUUUUUGAACGCUUUGAGUGGACGUCUGCACGAAAACACCGGGUUAAACGACCACGCGAAUUCGACGAAGUUUGUGUUCAACGGUGACGUGCUUUUAAACGGCGAGCUCGUGGGACAAGCGAGGAAGCGUUCGAAGACGUCGAAGACGCUCAGCGGCGAUACGGGUCAACAUCGGACAAAUGUAAUCUCGUACGUGGAACAAGAUCCGAAAUUUUUCAGCAACAUGACCGUGCGUGAAACGUUAACGUUGGACUGUCGAUUACGGGAUUGUCGAUUGACGAAACGAGAGUGCGCGUCGAUGGUCGAGACCGUUCUGAACAGGUACGGAUUGACGAGUUGCGCGGAUACUUUAGUCGGCGGGGAUACAGGCGGGAAGGAAGUGAGAGGGAUAUCGGGAGGCGAGAAAAGACGGUUGAGCAUAGCGUGCGAAACGGCGUUCAGUUUUGGUAGUUUUGUAGCAGAUGGUGAGCGGAAAGAACAACAUCGACAUCAUCAUCAGUUGGUCGUGUGCGACGAGCCGACGUCGGGUUUGGAUGCGUUUUCCGCCGAUCGCGUGGUCUCCCAAUUAGCCGGUCUCGCGGUUGAACGAAACGCGGUUGUCGUGUGUUCUUUGCAUCAACCUCGAUCGGCGAGUUGGUCGAGAGCGCACGAUGUCAUGCUCUUGGCGAAUGGAGGGAGAGUCGCGUAUCACGGUCCGGUAUCGAAAUGUAUACCGUAUUUUACGAGCAUCGGGUACGAGUGUCCGGCGAAUUACAACCCGGCGGAGUUUCUCAUCGACCUGGUAUCCAUUGUGACCGAUUGCGGGGUGGAAGCGUGCGAGAAUUCAAUAGAUAGAGUAGACGAUAUAUGCAGGACGUGGCGAAGACAAAAACCGUUCGUCGAUAGACAAUCGAUACAAGCCGAGUACGAGGAAACGAAGGCGUCGGAGAGGAACAUGUUCGAUCCGAAGAGAAAUCAGAAACAGAGGACGCUGAUGACGUACCAGGAUUUCCACAACAUGAUGCACGACCACACGCUGACGAGAGCGGAAACGACGAUUACGCAGGAAAAUGGUGCGCCGUUAUCGUUUCGUGAUUUCGAAAAAACGUUCGCGAAACCGUUGGAGACGUACGCGAGUAAGAAAAAUAGUACGGCUGAUAACGGUACCGACACGGCGAAUAAUGGGAUCGAGAAAAGCAGAUUUAGCGAAGAAAAAGAUGACGACGAACGCGAUGACGACGACGGCUAUAAAACCGCAUCGACGAUACCGAUGAAAAGAAAUGAACAGAGCGACAACGAUGAAAACGACGACGAAAAUUUGAAUGAAUUCGAGAAAACGAGGAAGAAGAUUCUUUCGCGUUCCGGAAGCGCGGAGGAUGUGCACUUGGAAAAGAAAGACAACAAAAAUAACAAUCAAAGCGCUACUACUGCUGCACCGACGACAAACGCUGCUACCAAAGCCGGCGGGCCUUUAAAACAGUUCGUAAGACAGGUCUCGACGACCAUACGCUCCAAAGUCACCAAAAGUGCCUCCGAGACGUCGGCGAAUACGACGACGACUGAGUUUGAAAUCUACGACGCAAAUGGAGGCCGAAAUUUUGCCUCGUUCGGUUCGACGCCGCCGUCGCCGUUUCAGCAAUUUCAACUGCUCGUCGGUCGAAGCUGGAAGCAAACGCGUCGCGAGAUGUGGGUCAACGGCGUACGACUCGUCGCCUCUGUUGGGCUCGCGACCGCGUUCGGGUCGUGUAAUUUUCGAAUCUCCAAGCACCCGUCGACGGUAAAACGACGGGUGAGCGUUUUGAUGCAAAGUUGCAUCAACAACGGCAUGUUAGCGUUGUGCCGCACGUUGAACAACUUCCCUCGCGAACGUUUAGUCGUGCGACGCGAAAUGCGAAGAAACGUCGGCGGGUACCAUCCCGGCGCGUAUUUUUUUGCAAAGUUAUUAGUCGAAACGCCAAUCGAUAUGCUCUUCCCAGUCGCGUUUGGUAUGAUUGUUUCGCCGAUGGUCGGUUUGAAUCCCGCCGGGAGACAAAAGUUCGUUUCUGCGUUAGCUUUACACGCGGCGAGUUCUGCGGCGUUAGGUUUGGCCGUUUCCGCGAUUGCGCCAACCUCGGAAACCGCGUUAGCGGUCGGGCCGUGUUUCAUGGUUCUGUCAAUCAUGCUCGGCGACGCGACCGGCGCUUUCGGUGAAGUUCCGCAAGCGUUGAAACCGUUGAGCAACUUGUCCGUGGUCAAAUGGUCCUUCGAAGGCGUCUUAGCGUCUGAAUUCGAAAAUUUGACCUUUGAUAAGAACGACGUCGAAACGGAUUCGUCCAAACAACUUCGUUUGCGCGCGGAAAAGAAGAAGCGCGAGAAAUCAUCGCAUUCGAUCGUAUACGACGCCACGAAAUGGGCGACGAGCAAGUUAGAGUCCAUCGGCCCCGAGCGCGGAGAAGAUGUUUUGGAAGAGUUUGGGUUGAAAGCGAAAGGUCAAGCGAGGGAUGCCGCGAAAGGACAGUUUGCGGUCUUUUUAUUCAACGUCGCGUUAGCCUUCACCGCGUUGACGUUGAAGGAGAAACAGUGA